GGGACAAGUGAGGGGAAAAUAGGAAGAAAUCCACGUAGCCUAUUUUACAUCGUCCAGCCGUGUAUAUGUCCUCAAUUUGUAUUUAUUAAGAAACGCUGCUUUCAAUAAGGCGGAUAACAUUAUUCAUAGUGGCGGGGUAUGGCGGAAUAGCCCAUAUUGGUCCAGUUUGCUGAAAGGGAGAGGACUAAAAUGGAGCUGGAAGACGGAGUUGUGUACCAGGACGACCCGGGGACAUCAGCGGUGAUGUCUGAGCGGGUGUCGGGCCUGGCCAACUCCAUCUACCGCGAGUUCGAGAGGCUCAUCGGUAAAUACGACGAGGACGUGGUGAAGGAGCUGAUGCCGCUGGUGGUGGCCGUGCUGGAGAACCUGGACUCGGUGUUCGCGGAGAACCAGGAGCACGAAGUGGAGCUGGAGCUGCUGAAGGAGGACAACGAGCAGCUCAUCACACAGUACGAGCGGGAGAAAGCGCUGAGGAAACAUGCAGAGGAGAAGUUCAUUGAGUUUGAGGACACUCAUGAACAGGAUAAGAAAGACCUGCAGAACCGCGUGGACCGAAUGGAGUCCCACUCGCGGCAACUGGAACUCAAGAUCAAAAACUACGCAGACCAGAUUGCCAGGUUAGAAGAACGGGAAUUGGAGCUAAAGAAAGAAUUCAACUCCCUGCAUCAGCGACACACAGAGAUGAUCCAUAACUAUAUGGAGCAUGUAGAGAGGAUCAAACUGCAGCAGAUAAGUGAGACUUCAGAGUCAAGCGCUGUCGGCAGAGUCAGGAAAGAUCGGCCUCUUUCUUUGUGCGUCUUCCCGUCUGCUGGCGGCGCGCCUGUGCUGACCCCCAACCCGCAGGCCAGAGCAGAGACCCCGGGCACCGAGGGCUGGAAGUUCACCGACCCAGCGCGCUCCAACGCCAGCCUCAAGCAGUUGGACUUUAUCGACCCCCCAAAGGAAAGGGAGGGUAAGAGUGCGCAGGACUCUACUUGGGGGAAUUCAAUGGCACACGGCUGCAAGGACGAGCUGUUGGACUUUAACGGAUCCAAGUCAGCCACACCAGCAACAGCUUCGGACAUGGAGCGGGCCCAUGGGAAGAGUAAGAACAUGGAGGUGCAGGCUGCACCGGGGACCGGCUCCAUAUUAGUGGGUUUACCUGAAAAUGAGGACAGCUCAGAUAUGCAGGACAUCAUCGAGUCCACCCCUGAGCUGGACAUGGAUCUCAUUGGAUACAAGCCCGGCAGUACUCCAACUAAAGGGAUUGAGAACCUGGCGUUUGACCGAAACACAGAGUCUCUGUUUGAAGAGCUGUCGUCAGCGGGCACUGGACUCAUAGGGGAUGUGGAUGAUGGGGCCGACCUGCUGGACCUUAGUUUGAUUGGUAUGGGCCGGGAAGUUGAAAAUCUAAUUCAGGAGAAUUCACAGCUGCUUGAGACAAAGAAUGCUCUGAACGUGGUGAACAAAGACUUGAUACUGAAGCUGGACGAGUUGACCUGUGAGAAGGAGAUGCUGCAGGGAGAGAUGGAGGCUGUGCUGCAGGCCAAGGCCAAGAUGGAGGACAAGAACAGAGAGGUGGAGGAGGAACUCAAAAAAAUACGACUGGAGGUGGAGGAAGUGAAAAGCAAAACUAAAGAGGAGGAAGACAGCGAUGUACCUACCGCUCAGAGGAAGCGCUUCACCAGAGUGGAAAUGGCCAGAGUGCUGAUGGAGAGGAACCAGUACAAAGAGAGGCUGAUGGAGCUGCAGGAAGCUGUGCGGUGGACAGAGAUGAUCCGGGCCUCGAGAGAAAAUCCAUCACUGUCAGAAAAAAAGAAAUCCAGCAUCUGGCAGUUCUUCAGCAGACUGUUUAGCUCCUCCUCCAGUUCCCCCACCAUGAAGAAGGUGGAGUGCCAGUCCAUCAUGAAGUACAACGCCCCGGGCGGCAUGGUGAAGAGGAGCAGCACCUUCUCCCAGUUCCCCACGGAAAAGUCCAAGACAUUCGACUUCCUCAAUGAAGAAAAGGACUUGUGCAGCUCUCCAUCCCGUAAAGAGCAGAAGAGAGCUCAGUACCGGCAGGUCAAGGCCCACAUGCAGAAGGAGGAUGGACGAGUCACCGCGCACGGCUGGAGCCUGCCCAGCAAAUUCAAGGUAGCAAAUGGUGGACAAGUGGAGAACAAAAUGAAAUUGCCUGUACCGGUAUACUUGAGACCUCUGGAUCAGAAAGAUGCUUCUAUGAAGCUGUGGUGCGCUGCGGGGGUCGACUUGUCCGGAGCGAGAACAUUACCGGAGCUCGUGAAGCAGACAAAGGGUUCUCAGAGUAGCCUGAACCACUUAGAGCAAGAGAGCAAGGAUCCGGAGAAAGGGGAGAAGGAGCUGGUCCUCCAGGACGAGACGUCCAGUCGGGUGUGGGUCUGCACCAGCACCCACUCCUCCACCAAGGUGAUGGUGCUGGAUGCCAGUCAGCCCUCUGACCUGCUCGACAGCUUCUACGCCUGCAACACACACGUCGUCUGCAUAGCCAGCGUUCCAGGUGUGUUGGAGACUGACUAUACGGCAGCUGAGGAGGUACCUCAGGACUCGGAGGCUGUCCAGGGUGACAGGGUGUCUCUUGCCGGCAGUGUGGCCAGUGUGGGCUCUGCGGGCAGCGACGGUGCCGUGGCAACAGAGGGGACCACCGCAAUCCCGCAGACGGCCAGCGUAGGCGUCUCCGACCAGCCGGCCGAACACAGCGGCAUCUCUAGCUCAGUUGAGCUGUCCAGAGAGGCGAGUCCAGCAGAAGACGGCGUUCCCGCUGCAGAAGAGGCAACAGAAGCCACGGAGGCUAACACUGGUGUGGGCGAAGAAGGAGAGGAGGAGCAGGAAGCGGAUCAAAACCAGCCGGGAAUCUACACCGAGCACGUGUUCACCGACCCACUGGGGGUGGGACCCACUGACUCCCCCUCUGCCGACUCACAGAGGGGCUGCGGGUACGACGGGGAAACCUUUCCAGAAGAAUCGGAGCCGUCAGACGGGGAAGUCCUGAGGAUGAGCAGCGCCCUGCCCACCAUGUGGCUGGGAGCUCAGAACGGAUGUCUGUAUGUGCACUCAGCUGUGGCUCGAUGGAGGAAGUGUCUCCAUGCCAUCAAGCUGAAAGACUCCAUCCUCGGCAUAGUGCAUGUUAAAGGGAGAGUCCUGGUGGCUCUGGCUGACGGGACAUUAGCAAUUUUCCACAGAAGCAUCGACGGUCAGUGGGAUUUAACCAACUACCACCUGUUGGACCUGGGCCGGCCUCACCACUCUAUCCGCUGCAUGACGGUGGUCUACGACAAGGUGUGGUGCGGCUACAGGAACAAGAUCUACAUCAUCCAGCCCAAGGCCAUGAGGAUAGAGAAGUCGUUUGACGCCCAUCCUCGUAAGGAGAGUCAGGUGCGGCAGCUGGCCUGGGUGGGGGACGGUAUCUGGGUGUCCAUCCGACUGGAUUCAACGCUACGCUUGUUUCACGCCCACACCUACCAGCACCUCCAGGACGUGGACAUCGAGCCCUACGUCAGCAAGAUGUUGGGCACGGGUAAACUGGGCUUCUCCUUUGUGAGGAUCACAGCUCUGAUGGUGUCCUGCAGCCGGCUCUGGGUGGGAACAGGAAACGGCGUCAUCAUCUCCAUCCCGCUGUCUGAAGCCAAUAAGACAACGGGGAUAGUGCCAAAUCGUCCCGGCAGUGCUGUGCGGGUUUACAGUGAUGACGGUUCAGACGGUGCCGUGCAGGGCAGCUGUGUGCCGUACUGCUCCAUGGCUCACGCCCAGCUGUGUUUCCACGGACACCGAGAUGCUGUCAAGUUCUUUGUCACCGUGCCAGGUCAGGCGAUGCCCCCUCCCGGCAGUGCAGAUUCGGGCUCUGAUGAACCCCCCUCUGAAUCCUCGGACACAGCAACCUCUGAGCCCAAAACCUUCCUGGUGAUGAGUGGAGGAGAAGGGUACAUUGACUUCAGAAUGGGUGAUGAAAGCGUGGAGUUGGACGGUUUAUCAGAGCCAGCAGCCAGUCAGCAGUCUCCGCCCACCAAGGUCGAGCGGAGCCACCUCAUCGUCUGGCAGGUGUCAAACUCUCACGAUUGAAGAAAUAAUAAUCACAGACUGUUGGGCCACCCACCGAACCCCUGCAUGUCCUCCUCCAAGUUUUUUAUUUGAUAUUACUGAUUGUUUUUAAUGCCUGAGUAGUUGAAUACUUUGUAAAAAAAAAAUAUUUUUAGUCCAUGUUUUGUACAGUUUAUUCUUUAUGAAUUUGAAUGAGUUGUGGUGAGGCUUGUGUUAACUUAAGGAAUCCGUCCGAGUGUUCCCUGCUGCUGGGUCGCAUGUUGGAAAAGCCGGUGCACUCUGGGAAAAAGCUGAGUUGGCGCAAAGAAAGCGGUGAGCAUAGUUUGAUCAGGUAAUGAAUGGAAGUUGUUUGUUUCUCAAAUGUUAAAAAAGGGAUCGAUAUGGAAAGUAAAAGGGAAAAGCGCUUUAAAAAAAAAAAGGGAGAAGAAAGUUGAGCUGAAGUAUAUUUUAUAUUGAACACAUAGAAUUUUACAUUUGUAAAAUAUUGUCUGUGUGAGCUUCAGGUGUGUGUGUGUGUGUGUGUGUAUGCAUUCAAUGAGCAUUUUUAUUAUCUUAACCAUUACGGCUGGGCGUCAAAAUAUGUUCCCUACAAGGUGUGUUUUCUAAGGCUGAUUACUCUACUGUAUGGUCUGAUUACUAGAAAGCAGCUUGCACGUACCAGUGGUAAAUUAAAUGUGCUUUUGGUCAGCAAAAGUGCUUAAACAUCUUGAGAGGUCGUAUAUUGAAUGAAACCAAGUCCUAUUGGCCACUGGUUUGUUUUUAAUCACCUAAAUAAUGUCUUAGCAGUUUGGGCACUGCUACUGAAAACAAUAACCAUCUCACUGUAGCGCAGGUUAGCAUUAGCCUGCAUGGGGGAAACCAUUUCAAACUAUACUCCUGUUUGUCGUGUUAGGGAAAAUCUGUCCGUGCCACCAGCUUGGUGCUUCAACUCAUUGGCACUUUAAAAUGUAAUUUGAUGUUUGGAAGAACACUCCUAGUUUUGUACUCUAUAAACCACUAUGUUCUAAUCAUGUGAAGGAAACAAAUGUACAAACUUGUAGCACCCCAGUACCCAAAGGACGAAAGAAGAAGCACCGUGAAACUGACUUAUUAUUUUAUUCAUCAUUCCAACCUAAAACGUAUUCAAUAAUUGAAGGGUGUGUUUUCAGGGUGUCAUUUUACUGGGAAAUAAGCUUGAAUAAUGAAAUCUGACUAAACAUUUUUUGUGUGGCACUUUCUAACGGACAUGCGCACAGCACUAAAGGGAGACUUCCUGAUUGCUUCAUCAUUCCUUGUUUUGUUGUUACAAAUGCAUUUGAAGGACUGGAAGGCAAUUCAUUGUUUGUGUUUUGUAUUCAUGCGUAAGACACUUUUAUUUGCAAGAUGUCAAUAUUAAGCAGGUGUUUUAAUUUGUUUUUAUAUCUUAAGUUGGACCACGAUUGGUCUUCAGUCUAUUUUAAAAUAGUGACUUUCUAUUUUGUUGUUGCCAUUCCAGUAUUUAUUUCCUUUGUUGACGAGCCUACCUUGGUUCAGAAUGUAACUUUCUACAUGAGCAAAAUAGGCUAUUAUAAAAAGUAAUAGUCAGAUGGGUUUGAGUGAUUGUUAAUAAUGGACAAAUAAACAAUAUCAAUGUAACCAUGUUGGACAUUUUUGACAAACCAUGACAUAAAGUGUGCAAACAAUAGUUUUCCGAUCAAGAUUCAUGUACUAAGCUAUGCAUGUUUUGUUUUUUGUGUAUUUUUUAAAAGAGGACACUGCUAUGUUUUCAGCUCAGUCUGUGUAUUGCCACCGUUUUGGGUGGGGUUUGUGUGUACAGUACAUGUGUACAUGUGUACAUGUAGGAGUUUGAACGCAGGACACAAUUUCCAGUGUGUGUGUUUGAUUUUGAAAUGUGCGGUGUAUGUGUGCUCACUGUUUGUCCAUCUGUAAUACUCCAGAGACUGGUCACACUAACCUGGUGCCUCUCUGGAUGCCAUAACAGUGAUUCCUCCUGGUCAAUGUUUGCUAAUACAGCAUCAUAGCCUUAUUUUUAACAAUCUAUUAAACUCAGUUUCAUGGAGACAUUUCUGUUA
This is a messenger RNA of Gymnodraco acuticeps, 6083 nucleotides long. It is a transcript of the gene spag9a, whose product is annotated as sperm associated antigen 9a. The record is from RefSeq and is a predicted model, not a curated record. Gene Ontology annotation, biological process: vesicle-mediated transport. Lineage: Eukaryota; Metazoa; Chordata; Actinopteri; Perciformes; Bathydraconidae. Gene Ontology annotation, cellular component: cytoplasm. The transcript is spliced from 31 exons. Gene Ontology annotation, molecular function: MAP kinase scaffold activity; kinesin binding; signaling receptor complex adaptor activity. The coding region runs from base 190 to 4053 and encodes 1287 amino acids.